AUGGACUACAUUCAAGUGACAUUGCUUACUCUAUUAUUAGGGUUGGUAGUCACCUUAUUGAUCUUCUUCUUACAAAAUUUAGAAACAAGAAAAGGUGGUAAAUCACAAUAUUCAAAACCAACAUUUUUGAUAAUAGGUCCCAAUAACAGUGGUAAAACAGCAUUAUUUUUUAAAUUAACCAGUGACGAUGAUCAUAAGCAGCAGUUCACACAUACUGUUUCGUCGAUAGAGCCAAAUGUCAAAGAGAUAAGCUUGCCUUUUUCAAAACCAAGGUUAGGAUCGAAGUAUCAGCUCAUUGAUUACCCAGGUCACAUUAAAUACUCAAAGCUUUUAACAAAGUUAAUGAAUGAAGAUAUUACUUUAAAGAAUAUUAAAGGUAUAAUAUACGUGAUUGACUCGUCGUCAACCGCCAUCAAUGGGGAAGCUGUUAAAUUAAUAUCUAAACAAUUAUUUACCUUACUCAGUUCCACUGAGAAAUUACCAACCGGUGUUGAUUUCUUAUUUGCUGUGAAUAAGCAAGACUUGUUUGAUUCCAAGCCAAUACACAAGGUUAAAGAAACCCUCGAAUUGGAGAUGACAAAGCUAAUCAAAAAUGAAUUGCAGGCCAAGAAAUUCCAAGAAAACAACGAAAACGAGCUUGAAAGUGAAGAGAAUGACAAUGCUAUUAGAGAAUUCUGGUCAUCUACAAUGGGCUUGCACCAAUCAUUCAAGUUCGAAUUCUUGGAAGGAAACAUGGAUUUCGUCGGUGGUUCAAUCUUGAAGAACAAAGCCGGAAACUGGGAAAACUGGGUUGACGAAAGAGUCGUCAAUUAA
Debaryomyces fabryi is the source of this 813-nucleotide messenger RNA. RefSeq names its product Signal recognition particle receptor subunit beta. The transcript has a single exon. Lineage: Eukaryota; Fungi; Ascomycota; Pichiomycetes; Serinales; Debaryomycetaceae. The record is from RefSeq and is a predicted model, not a curated record. The coding region runs from base 1 to 813 and encodes 270 amino acids.